Messenger RNA from Cladocopium goreaui, 1765 nucleotides. NCBI's taxonomy places the organism in Eukaryota, Dinophyceae, Suessiales, Symbiodiniaceae. The record is from the annotation of a GenBank genome assembly.
CCAGGUUUUUAGUUUUAGCCUUUGCCAUGGUCCUUGCGAUUUCCACCAUUUCCGAGCAAGUUCAGAAGGUCAGCGGUUGGUGUUCCCGGAGUUCUCGGCGGACUUCCCACCGCGAAAUCGCUCGAGAGCUUUCCGCGGGCGAGGAGGAGGGCACAGUUUUAGUCGAAGGGGAAGCGGGCUCCACAAGUUCCAGAUAUGUUGCUGCACCUGCUCUUCUCUCUCUGAGCCUUUUGGGCUUGGCCACCUGGUUCUUGACGACGAGGUACUUUGGUGCCUCCCCUUCCAGAGUAAGGCCAGCAGAUGAAGUGGAUGAAUGGGGUGUUGGAGGUGGCUGGAAGCAGCAACAGGUGAAAGGCAUCAUUCAACAGCAUGGCAUGUACGGUGUGAGUCUGGGUGGUUGGCUUUGUCUCGAGGACUGGCUCAACUCUGGCCGACAUGGAAGUGAGGUAUCCACCGUGUCACCACCUGGGCAGGGUCAGUGCUUGCCUCCACUGCUGAAGCAUGUGCCAAACUGGUCAUCUGAAGGGCUGCUGGUGAAGGAACUCAUGGACAGCUAUGGUAAGGACUAUGCUAUCAAGGCAAUUUCCGCAUAUAGAGCUUCUUUCGUUUCAGAGAAGGACCUUGAUGAAAUCGCCGCCAAUGGUUUGAAAUGGGUGAGAUUGCCAUUGUCCUGGGUGACAUUUGCAGAUGCCUUGGCCAAGAUCUACCCAGCGACCUACGGCCAGCACGACCCAAUGAAUGACAUGGUCAUAGUGCCGGAUCCUUUCUGGAAGGAGCAUGCCUUCUUCGUCACGGUGCCUCGGAAGAUUUUGCUGGACUUCAUCCACAAGGCUCAAAAGAGAGGUUUGAAGGUUCUCUUGGACAUCCACAACUCUCCAGGUGGAUCCCAACGGGGAACCUACAACGGAAUUUGGCCUCUGGAGCCCAUGUUUUGGAAGGCGAAGACGAACUUAAGCCCAAGGGUGCCAUUGACCAAGCUUGGCCUCUUGAUUGCCGAAGAGAUGAUUCAUUGGAUCGAGGGCUUGGAGCCUGAGCUACGCAGCGCAAUCAUGGGAGUUUGCUUAAUGAAUGAGCCCGGCCAUAUGAAUGCCCUUUCGCACCCCUUCGCCGACGAGGGCCACAUCCUUUCCUGGCUGGCCAUCGCUGCCGACAUCUAUCGAAAGUCCACUUUGCCCAGGCAGAAUAUCAAGUUGUACAUGAGCCUCAUCCACACGGCCUUCAAGAAUGAAGCGCAGAUGGCGAUACCUUGGUACCAUCGGACCUUUUCCCUGGAGGAGAGAAAAACUUGGCUGGUGGCCGAACUCCAUUACUACCAGGCCUGGAACGGAGAUUGCGAUGGCAGCACCAAGUGGGGCGCCAGCUCGUACCAGUGUGGUGAAGCCCGCAGCAAAGGCAUUGCAGCAGGUUGUGCGUAUGGAGCUGCAUCAAGUUUCCGGCAGCAGUGGGGACCAGAGACACAGAUCGCCGUGAACGAGUUUUCUUUGGCCACCUUUUCGGAGAUCGACUUUGCCUGCAAGGAUCGUGAAUUUCUUGUUUACCUGCUCAGCGUGCAGCUAGGAGCAUUUCAGAAAGAGGGUUUCCAGACGUAAUUUUGGACUUGGAAAACGUCCUUGGCCUAUGACUUUGAGCCUGGAUGGAGCUUGAAAUGGCUGUUGGGUUUAGAAGUUAAAGAUUCGAAGAUGUGGUGCGGUUCCACGGUAACAACGUAGAGUCGGCAAUGGCCACAGCGACAUUCGGAAAGCCAUCAGCUGAGUUCCCAUUUGUG